This is a messenger RNA of Bombus terrestris (buff-tailed bumblebee), 6595 nucleotides long. RefSeq names its product facilitated trehalose transporter Tret1-like. Gene Ontology annotation, biological process: transmembrane transport; carbohydrate transport. The transcript is spliced from 2 exons. Gene Ontology annotation, cellular component: membrane. Gene Ontology annotation, molecular function: sugar transmembrane transporter activity. Bases 291 to 1703 code for a protein of 470 amino acids. Lineage: Eukaryota; Metazoa; Arthropoda; Insecta; Hymenoptera; Apidae. The record is from RefSeq and is a predicted model, not a curated record.
UAAGAUAAGAUAAGCGUAUGAUUAUUAUGUUAUCAUUCAAUAAAUACUUCAUACAAUGGGACAAAGUUCUAGUAACUAUUUUAGGAAAACGUUUUAUAUCAAGCUAUAUGUAAGUUGUAGGCAAUACGCUAAAUAUACAAUUAUAUUAUUAAAUAAAAGAAGUAGAGAAUUUCAUACAAAAUAAGAGAUUAAAAAUAUUACGAUUGAAAAGAAUAGGGAAUCUGAAGCUAAAUGUGAAUUAAAAAAAAAAAAAAAAAAAAAAAAAGAAAGAAAAGAAAAGAAAAGAAAAAAUGAAAGAGAUUAAUCUUGGAAUUUCACAACAAACCUUGGUCUCCAAUGACGAUCAAAGUGUGCCAGCUAAAAGACUGCUUCAAUAUGUUGCAAGUUUGGCAGCAAAUCUUGGAGCCUUAGCAGCUGGAAUGUCAUUAGCAUGGACCUCUUCUGCUGGUGAUAAUGGAAAAGACUUACAAUCUUUAUAUGGUGUACCUAUUUCUCCAGAAGAAUUUUCAUGGAUUAGCUCAAUAACUGCAAUAGGUUCAGCAGUAAUAUGUAUUCCUAUUGGAAUUCUUGCUGACAUGAUAGGAAGAAAAUUUUCAAUGCUUUUGAUGGUGAUACCUUUUACCUUAGGCUGGUUACUUCUAAUUUUUGCCAACAAUCUAAUCAUGUUUUAUGCUGGUAGAUUCAUCACUGGCCUCAGUGGUCCAGCUUUUUCUGCAGUAGCACCAAUAUACACAGCAGAGAUAGUUGAGAAUGAAAUUCGUGGAACUGUUGGAUCUUACUUUCAAUUACUUCUCACUAUAGGCAUUCUUUUAUCAUAUGUUUUGGGAACUUUUGUUGAUAUGCGUGUACUGUCAAUUAUAUCUGGUAUUAUACCAGUUAUAUUUUUUGGAGUUUUUAUGUUUAUGCCAGAAUCACCAGUCUACUAUUUAAAAAAAGGUGAUGAAGACUCUGCUAAGAAAAGUUUAAUUAGAUUGCGCGGUAUUCAGUACAAUAUCGAAAAUGAGUUACAAAAUCAAAAACAUGCAUUAGAAGAAUGCAAUCAAAAUACAACCUCUUUUUGGACUUUAAUCAAAUCUAAAGCAGCUUUAAAAGGCUUUAUAAUUGCUUAUGGCCUUAUGCUUUUUCAACAAUUAUGUGGUGUAAAUGUUGUUAUAUUUUAUACAAACAGCAUUUUUCAGAAAGCUGGCAGUGAUUUAGACCCUCAUUAUUCAACUAUUAUAAUAGGUGCAAUACAAGUAUUAGCUGUCUUUGUGAGCACAUUAAUUGUAGAUCGUAUAGGCAGAAAAAUAUUACUAUUAGUAUCUAUAAUAUUUUUGGCUUUAACAACUUGCGCCCUUGGAGUUUUUUUCUACCUUCAAGAAAACCAGGGACCUUCAAUUACAUGGUUACCUCUAACGUCUCUAUGUAUUUUUAUUAUUAUGUUUAAUAUGGGUUUUGGUCCAGUUCCAUGGUUAAUGAUGGGUGAAAUUUUUGCACCAGAAAUUAAGGGUGUAGCUUCAAGUAGUGCUUGCCUUUUAAAUUCGGUAUUAGUUUUUAUUGUAACUAAAUUUUUCAUUAACGUUUCCACGGCAAUUGGUACAGGUGAAACAUUUUGGUUAUUUGCCGCAAUUUGUGUUAUUGGAAUUUCCUUUGUGUAUUUAUUAGUUCCUGAAACAAAAGGAAAGUCUUUAGAAGAAAUUCAAAAAGAAUUGAAUGGCUCCUAAAUAAUGUUAUUAUUUAAAAAUUGUUUGUCUACAAUGGUCCACUGAUGGUGGGUUUAAUAUUAUUUCAAAAAAUGUAUUAAAAAGCUGUAGAAUAAAAUAUUGUAACAAAAUAAAUAUGUAUACACCUAUAAAAAAUUUAUAAUAAACAAUUAAAAUAUGAACAUUCUGCAAACGAUUCAAGAUUACUUUAUUUGAAUAUAAAUUUUGAAAUAAAUUCAAGUAUACAACAGACAGUGGUCCAAUAUUUCAAGCUUAAAAGUUGUGUGUGUGUGUAUAUAUGACUUCUGUACACUGAAUACAUUUUAAUUUGCAUUGUAUAAAUAUAGUUUUUGCAUAAAUUUUAUUUUGAGAAAGACCGGUUUUGUAACCUAUUUUUAUCUUAUAUAUUUUAGAUGUGUAAAAUGCAAACAUAGCAGACUUAAGGCAAGGAGAUCGCUAUUUUAAAAGUUAGGCGCAUCGAAAGUUUAUGUUAUUCAGCAAAAAUUAUCAGAUGAUAUAAAAGAAAGUUGUAAACUCGGUGUAAACCUGUGAAUGAGAAGUUCAAUCCAUUACGGUAUCAUAACAAUAAUUUGUAAGUACAUACAUGUAUGUAUCUAUAUGUAAAUUCGCAUGAUGCUUCAAAAUACAUAAUAGCGUUAGUAAUUAUCCAAACCUAAUUACGGUCGUGUAUACAUUACUUCUCUGAGAUAAGCUUCUGUUGAUCAGGCAAACAAAAAAUAUAACAAGCUGUUAUAAAUUUCUUUUUACAAUUGUAUAUGUACAACUGUAUAUAUACAAAAUACAUUCGAAUGUCUCCAAAUAGUUAAAAAAAAGAAAUUCGCGGACCUCAAACAGAAAGUACAAAUCUUGAGAAUGUAUGAAUAAAAUUAGAAAAAGAUCCGACUACGUAUGCAGGAUUGAUAGCACAAUAAAAGCAAUCUAUAUAUCGCUUACGCAAGUUACAUAAGUAUUCGAACGCGUAUUUCAUAAUGAAUAGUAUGAUGAAUAGUAAUUCUUAAACAUGGCUACAAAGAGGUCAGAAACCAGUAAGUGUGAUCGUUAAUUGAUAGUGAAAUUACAUGAAGGAAAAUUUCAUUAAGAAAUUACGAAUCUCCUAAAUAGAGCAAGUUGCCUAUACAUUAUGUAAUUAAUUCUUAAGCAUUUUGAUUGAAUAAUGAAUUGAAAAACAGAAAGCGUUUUACGUUAUCAGUUGGAAAAAGCUUAGACACUUCAAGCGCAACAAGAAGUUUAAUCUCUAAUGUUUGUUGUCUGAUAUAUAAUAAUAUAUCCUCAUUAUUAACUGAUAAAUUUAUUUUAUUUAUUUAUCUAUUUACCUUAUAUCCAGUUGAGUUAGUUGUUAAUAGCUAAUGUUAGUAAAAAUAUAUCUAAUUAGUGUUCAUCACAAUAUCAAAAAGCUGGCAUUUUAUACUUUAGAAAUGUUCCUUUUCAUAGCAACAAAAGUAAGCGUGCAAACAAACGAGUGAUUACAACUAGUUAUCAAUGAUGACUAAUAAUUAUAACACUUAGUCAAUAAAAUCAUGAUAAAAUCUGUUAUCAAAAUUCCUUUGUUGUAUCGACUAUGUUGCUAUAGAAUUUCUAUUUACAGCAUCAUAGAUUCACCCUAUUAAGAGCCAUCAGUAAUAACACAUGACAUUACAAUUCUUUGAAUCUUAAUUAACUUCGAUUUUAACUAAUUUAUUUAAUAUAAGGUAAGUCACGCAGUGGGGUUACACAGGAUCAUACAGAGUGUCAUCUAUUUGAUUAUAGGCGCAAAAGUUUUUUACGUGAGUUCAGUUUAAUAAGCAUUAGAAGAAAGCAAGAACGACGUAACAGCACAUCGAUAGUGUUUAUAAACAUAUUAAGUAUGUAACUACUUGAGUAUCUCAAGUACCUUGUGAGCACACUCGAGAGUAAAGUGUUGGAUCUGGUUGAAUGACUACUCGUCUGUCAUAAUUUACAACAAGUCAGCCAGCGAUAAACGAUGCAAUUUUUAAGAACUGCAAAAAAGCAACUUAGUCAGCGUGUACUAACUUUCUAAAAGUUAGUAAAGAUUCGAAACCGAAAAAUUAUUUAAUUUGAAAUUAAUUAACGAAAACAUAUGUCAAAACUGCAAAAGAGACCAGUGAUGUUAUACUAUAUCUCAAUAGCUGAUUUUUUUUAUAGUAAUUACCAACAUAACACAUAAUAAGCUACAAGAAAAUAUUGCCAGUCGUUUUUCUUAGAAUUUGAAACGUACCUAAAGUUGGAUUUUUAUAAUUAUCAUAAUUAAAUGGCUAUUUUUGUAACUUCAAAUUAGGAUCUCCUUAAUACUAGUAUACAAUUGGGCGAUAUAAAAUUGCAUUCAAUUACCCGGUAAUAUGUGAUUCGCGUACUCUAUCUUUAUAUCUCUGUGCUUAUUAGUACUGGCUAGAGUCACUAGCCAAUUCGAUAUUUAUAUCUGUUGUCAUAUGAAGGGGCAUUGUCAAGGCAUAAAAGGUUCGCUCUGCAUUAUGAUAACCACUAAUGAGAUUAAUUUGUAUUUGACAUUAGUAAUUAACAAUUUUUCUGAUUGGACGUAACAAAAAUCGCAAUUUGUUAUUUUGUAAUUGGAAGAGAUACAUUUGAGCCACGAGAUUUAUAGGUAAAUUAAUCAAAGCGUUCAAAGAAUUCAAACAUAUUGUGUCUCAAAGCUUCCUUCUGCAAUAUCGAAGUUAGUUGACGAGUGCUUCCAGAAAACAUAGUAAGUGAAAAAAUUGAAAAUUUUUGAUUUUUUAUAAAUAUCCUACAUACUAAUGAGAAUACUGUGAUAUAGAAUUUAAGUGCAACCUCCCUUUCUAGAUAAUUAUUAAUAAUACUAGAAUAUCGUGUUACAUAGUCGCCUCUAUAGAGAAAAAUAUAAGCCCCAAUAAACAGUAAUUAAUCGUUUCUUGGUGAAGAAUCGUUUCCGAAAAAUUGUUUCUUGGCACUUACAAUGUUUGCCACAAAACACUCAAAAUUUUCCUUCUUGUAAAAUUUAAGUUGUUGUUCAAUUUGUUGUUUUAAAAUAUUUAAAUAAUUCAAAUAUAUGUUGAUUGGUUUUAUAUUACAUUUUGAGUUAUUAUCGAAGCCAUCAUGAGCAGAACGGAUCAACGUUCCACGGGCAUCCGAACUCGCUCCAAAAUGUCGACUUUCUAACAAACUAGGCCGAAACAGUAACAGUUUUGCUGACAGUAAUGGGAUACGCAAAAUAUCCGUGGAAUCUUGAAGAGACGGCGAAACACUUGAGGAUCGAUGGCGAGAGGAAGCUUUCCCCUAUUGCCGGCUGGUGAGUGGCUUCUUGCGAAGAUGCAAUCUCUUUCUCUUGAAUUUCUGCACAGUUUUCCCUGAGUGUAGAGUGUAAAUAUCGGAAGAAUGAUGACAACGGCCGUGCAAGUAUUCACUCACUGCUAAAUGCACCCGACAUAUCUUGAUCCAUUCCCUGGUCAGUCAUCGAGACAUUGAACGAAUACCGCAAUUGGAUUUCUUGGCAAUUAUUGGAGGACUAUUACGAUCUGCGACCUGCGACCUGGUAUCCAAGCGCUGAAUGAGAUCAACAUCUGGAAAAUUGGACUCAACUGGACUCCAAAAUAGCCUGCGUAUAAAAUAAGUACCACCUGAUUAGAUUGUAAUCUGUAAAUUCUCUCCUGUCUAUCGUGUAUUCUAUCAAACAUAGUUAUUUUGUAAUCAAAUUUGUUAGGUUGUAUGAACCUUGAGUUAAGUUUUAAGAAAUGUAAAAAUAGUCGUAGUUUAAGAUUUAAUAUUUCAUUUUUUGAUGUCGAAGAUAUAUUUUUUGAAACCAUGCGAGUCGAAUCUCAUGUUGACAUAUCACAAUUUUCAGAAUUAAGUCUUUUGUCAACAUAAGCAAGUAGCUUCAUCGUUGAUCUUCCCCGAAAUGAAGAACCAAUUGCCUUAUUCAACCAUGGUUGUUACUGCUAAUCCCGAAUCUUCUACCGACGUAUCGCAUCCUCAAAAAUCAAUCUUCGUGACAACGCAAAUGGACACUCCUGUUGUUAAAUUACCUGAAUUCGAUAGUCAGUCGCCUCAUUCAAAAAUGGUUCCUCAACAUAAUGCUGUAAAGUCAUCGAAUACCUCUUUUUUAAAUUUUACCUCGCAUUAAAAUUAUAAUUAAUAUAAUGAAGCAAAAUGGUAAAUACUAAUAUCGUCUACAAUCUCACAGGCAUUGAUUCAAUAAUCAUACUUACUUGUGACGAAAUUAUCAUUAAAAAGCUCAUUAUGUCGAUGUAAACUUUCAAAUUGUAAAUAAUGAAUUUUCCAUUGCCGAGACAGGAAUCUUAGAAAUACCGUUUUUAGAAAGUCGAAAUGCGAUGUUGAAAUUUAGGAACGAUGAGGCGAAUAGUCUUCAGAUUGGUGAUAAGGAAUUUCCCCUGUUUACAUCGUCUUCCGACGAAUUCUUCCCGACCUUGACUUACCUCCUCGUACCAAAACCCUUAUAGCCCUGCUUGUCAAAUAAUCUAAAAUCAAAGUAGGUGACGUAAAUAAAUUGACCACUGAUUCGGCUGUUUAUAUAAGAGAAACGUUAAUUGUACAGGAAAACGGAUUUGCCAUCCCGAAUAAGGAAUAAGCUCAAUUAAAAAGAUUGAUUCGGGAAAAUUUAACGUAACAAUAUACACUAAUGCAUCUAUGUGCAUUCGGUUAGGAUCCAGUAAACGGAGACAAAAAAAAGCCUAUGGUUUCUGAAAUAAAUCCCUAUGAAAGAAGCGCAUAAAUUAUUUAGAGCUUUUAACGAUUGAACAAGCUCUACGAGAAUUGAUCGCGGAGAGGACGCAAGAAGUCUAUGCUAAUAUCUGGAUGAGGACAGCAGAAUACGGAUUGAAAACGUUCUUCAAGUAGCGAAGAUCGUAUCAAACGAACCUGAUAAAGAUAAAUUCAUGUUAACUAACGAGGAGGAAGUGUAA